AAAUCAACACACUAAACCUCCAUCAUCAAACCCCUAAACUCUCCCAUGGUGUUUAACUGUCCCUUCAGCCACACCUUUUUAAGCCUCCCUCUUUCUGCCUUUAAAUUUGCCCUAAUCUGACCCUCGUCUCUUACUGUUCAUCGAAUUCUGCAAAGAUUCAUUCAAAUUGCAAAAAGAAAUGCAGGAAUUCAAGAAGAAAAAAAUGUGGAUUUUCUCUCACUGAAUCUCUUCCUGCAAAAUCUGUAUCUAUAUAUAAUAUAUAUGUACAUAAUCGUCUCCUGCCUUGAUUGCCCUUUGAAGAAAAUAAUGUUACCUCUGUUGAUCACUCCAGUCAUCAUCCCUUCAAUCGCCAUUCUCAGGAUUCGCUCAAAAAUGCUCUCUUUCUGGUUCUCACUAGCCCUUCGUCCUCCUGGUCUCGACCCCUAAUUAUAUUACUCACGCACCAGACAUAUUCUCUCUUUUCAAGAUUUAGGGUUUUUCCAUCUUCGUGUCGCCUUUCGCGAAACAUUAUCUUCUUGAAGAGAUCCAAGAAGUUUCUUAUUCGAGGGAUUCAUUUAAUUUCAAUUUUCAAGUCUUUUUGGACCUGAUUUGUUGUGAUCGAGAGUAUGUAUUUUGGGGAUUCUUUUAAUUUCAAGCCCGUGAAUAAGUUGUCAGAAAAUUGGGAGAAUCUGUCGAUGUCCGUUAAGCAGCCUCUAAUGGCGGAAGAUGAAAAGGGCAAAUUGGUGAAGGCGAAGUCUGCUUUGAAGAGCCACAGCGAUGCCGAGAGAAGACGAAGGGAAAGAAUCAAUGCACAUUUGAGUGAACUCAGAGGUCUUCUUCCCGGCAAUGAAAAGAUGGACAAAGCGACGCUGCUGGCACAGGUCAUCGAUGAACUAAAACAGCUGAAGAAAACGGCGAGACAAGCCAGCGAAGAUCAGAACAUACCAGUCGACACCGAUGAGAUACAAGUUGUGAAAAAUUAUCAAAACAACGGCGCGUUCUUGGUUCGUGCUUCUCUUUGCUGCGACUACAGGCCCGAUCUACUGCUGAACAUUAAAGAAGCCAUUAGUAAUCUUCCUUUAAAUCUGUUGCAUUUUGAGGUUUCGACAUUGGGAUGCAGAGUGAGGACUGUAUUCUCGGCUACUACGACGAGCAAUGGUGAUGAAAUGCGAAUUUUGAGCGAUGUUCGUGCAGCGUUGGAUGACGUAUUGGAUAAGGUCUCGGCUUCUGCCGAUUAUGCUCAGCCGUUGAUUUAUCCGCAGAAAAGGCAACGGAUUCGCUACCUCAAUUCUUCGUCGUGAAAGCUCGCUUGCUUGUUUGAACUCCUCUGUUUUGGAUUGUUUGCUGCCACGCCACGCCGCGCCGCGCCGUGUCGGUUUUCGUCUCCGGUGAAUGUUGAGGAAACAUGGAAAAUUUUUAGUUCCAAUUUCCAAAAUAAUCCCAAAUGUUGAAUAAUAAGAUCUGAGUUGCUUCUAUGCAUGAUGAUCCUUGCAUUGUAUUGCAUUGCUUGUUUGCAAUUUCU
Messenger RNA from Andrographis paniculata, 1501 nucleotides. Its product is annotated as transcription factor bHLH30-like. Gene Ontology annotation, biological process: regulation of DNA-templated transcription. The transcript has 2 exons. NCBI's taxonomy places the organism in Eukaryota, Viridiplantae, Streptophyta, Magnoliopsida, Lamiales, Acanthaceae. The record is from RefSeq and is a predicted model, not a curated record. Gene Ontology annotation, molecular function: DNA-binding transcription factor activity; protein dimerization activity. Bases 606 to 1280 code for a protein of 224 amino acids.